GCCUGGGCUCCGGAGCGAGCUGGGAGAGCCGCGGUCGCAGCGCGAGCUGUCCUGCAGCUAGACCCGGCGAGACUGAGCGCCCGGAGGGAGGCGGUGGCUCACCCGCCCCGCCCGCCCAAGAGUGGGACACCUCCCGACGCCGAGCCAUGGAGCCUGAACCAGUGGAGGACUGUGUGCAGAGCACGCUCGCUGCCUUGUACCCACCCUUUGAAGCCACAGCCCCAACCCUGUUGGGCCAGGUGUUCCAGGUGGUGGAGAGGACAUAUCAGGAGGAUGCGCUGAGGUACACGCUGGACUUCCUGGUACCCGCUAAACACCUGCUUGCCAAGGUCCAGCAGGAAGCCUGUGCCCAGUAUAGUGGAUUCCUCUUCUUCCACGAGGGCUGGCCACUCUGCUUGCACGAGCAAGUGGUGGUGCAGCUAGCGGCCCUUCCCUGGCAGCUGCUGCGUCCCGGAGACUUCUACCUGCAGGUAGUGCCUUCUGCAGCCCAAGCACCCCGUCUGGCACUGAAAUGUCUGGCGCCAGGAGGUGGGCGGGUACAGGAGCUCCCAGUGCCCAAUGAAGCCUGUGCCUACCUAUUCACACCCGAGUGGCUACAAGGCAUUAACAAGGACCGGCCAACAGGGCGUCUCAGCACCUGCCUUCUGUCUGCACCCUCUGGAAUUCAGCGGCUACCCUGGGCUGAGCUCGUCUGCCCAAGAUUUGUGCACAAAGAGGGCCUCAUGGUGGGACAUCAGCCAAGCACAUUGCCUCCAGAACUGCCCUCUGGACCUCCGGGGCUUCCUAGCUCUCCACUCCCUGAGGAGGUACUUGGUACCCGGAGUCCUGGGGAUGGACACAAUGCUCCUGCAGAAGGUCCAGAAGGUGAAUACGUCGAGCUGUUGGAAGUGACGCUGCCUGUGAGGGGAAGCCCCAUAGAUGCUGAGGCCUCAGGCCUCUCCAGGACUCGCACAGUACCGGCUCGUAAGACCACUGGAGGGAAGGGUAGGCACCGGAGACACAGGGCAUGGAUGAAUCAGAAAGGCCCGGGGUCUCGGGAUCAGGAUGGGACACGCCCACCUGGUGAGGGUAGUAGCACCGGAGCCUCUUCGGACUCCCCUUCAGGGGCUGAGGCAGACCCAGAUGCAGCAGUCCUCGAGGCACCUGAGCCCCCGGCAGAGGCUUCAGGAGAAGCCUCUGAAUCCUGCCUUCUGUCAGGGGAGGCUGUGGGAGGAGUGGGCCAGGGGACUGAAGGACCACCUGAUACCCCUCGAAGAACCGGCAAAGGAAACAGAAGGAAGAAGCGAGCUGCGGGCAGAGGUGCUGUAAGUCGGGGAGGGGAGAGUACCCCACUCAGCCCCCGGGACAAAGAAGAGACUAGACAGCCGGAAGUCCUUAGUCUGCCCUCACCCAGUGAACAGGAACCUGUAGAAUGCAGCCUGGUUAAGGAGAAAGAGGAUUCUGGGAAGCCAGAGUCUGAAUCAAAAGAGGAACUCAAGCCAGCAGAUGAAAAAGAGCCUGCACCCCCAGAAGACUAUGAGCCUCCAGAAGAGGGGAAUAGAGAGAGUGAGAAAGAGGAGUUGCCCCCGGAGUGUACGGCAGGAUCCACAGGUCCUGAAUGGUUCCCAUCUGAGCCUCCAACACAGCCCCUGGAGACUGUGCAGGACGUAAAAGAAGACAGCAUCCCAGAAGAAACUCCCCCAGUUUCUGCUUCGGAUGACCCACUUAUAGUUUGGGACUUGAUGUCAUCUGGAUUCUUCAUUUUGACUGGAGGGGUAGAUCAGACUGGGAGAGCUCUGCUGAGGAUUACGCCUCCACCUCCAUGCCUUCCUGAGGAGCCCUCACCCUCCCAAGAGACACUGAGCACUGCUCUUCGCUAUCUCCACUCACUGCUUAGGCCUGAUCUGCAAUUAUUGGGGCUGACCAUCCUCCUUGACCUUCGCAAGGUGCCCCCACUGCCUCCAGCACUUCUUCCUGCCUUGAGUCAGCUUCAGGACUCAGGCGACCCUCCGUUCAUUCAGAGACUGCUGAUCCUCACUCAUGAAGACCCUCCAGAAGAACUCUGUGGCUUUCAGGGAGCUGAGUUGCUGUCAGAGAAGGAUCUGAAAAGAGUGGCCAAGCCAGAGGAGCUACAGUGGGACUUAGGAGGUCACAGGGACCUCUCCCCCAACCACUGGGCAGAGAUACAUCAGGAGGUGGCAAGGCUGUGCACCUUGUGCCAAGGUGUGCUGACCUCUGUUCGGCAGGCCAUUGAGGAGCUCGAGGGAGCGGCAGAAUCCAAAGAAGAGGAGUCGGUGGGAAUGCCUGAGCCCCUGCAAAAGGUGCUGGCAGAUCCUCGGCUGACGGCGCUACAGAGGAACGGAGGAGCCAUCCUGAUGCGCCUGCGCUCCACGCAUAGCAGCAAGCUAGAGGGCCCAGGCCCAGCUGUGCUAUACCAGGAAGUAGAUGAGGCCAUUCACCAGCUCGUGCGUCUGUCCAACCUACGGGUGCAGCAGCAGGAACAACGCCAACGCCUACGCCAAGUCCAGGAGGUGCUGCAGUGGCUGUCUGGCCCAGGGGAAGAGCAGCUGGCCAGCUUCACCAUACCUGGGAACUCCCUGUCAGUCUUACAAGAGACAGAACUUCGAUUCCGAGCGUUUAGCACUGAGGUGCAGGAGCGCCUAGUCCAAGCCCGGGAAGCAUUGGCUCUGGAGGAAGACAUCACGUCCCAGAAAGUUCUAGAUAUCUUUGAACAACGGCUGGAGCAGGUGGAGAGUGGCCUCCAUCGGGCCCUGAGGCUACAGCGUUUCUUCCAGCAGGCACACGAAUGGGUAGAUGAAGGCUGUGCUCGGCUGGCAGGAGCUGGGCCUGGCCGUGAAGCUGUACUGGCAGCCCUAGCCCUGCGAAGGGCCCCAGAGCCCAGUGCAGGCACCUUCCAAGAGAUGCGAGCCCUGGCCCUAGACUUGGGUAGCCCCGCAGCCCUUCGAGAGUGGGGCCGAUGUCGGGCACGCUGCCAAGAGCUGGAAAGGAGGAUUCAGCAGCAGCUGGGAGAGGAAGCCAGUCCUAGAAGCCACCGACGACGUCGGGCAGACAGUGCCAGCAGCGCAGGGGCCCAGCACGGAGCCCAUAGCCCUUCGCCCAGCCUCAGUUCCCUCCUGCUUCCCAGCAGCCCUGGGCCACGGGCAGCCCCAUCACAUUGCUCUCUGACCCCAUGUGGAGAGGACUAUGAGGAAGAAGGCCUUGAGUUAGCUCCAGAAGCAGAUGGAAGACCCCCAAGGGCUGUGCUGAUCCGAGGACUGGAGGUCACCAGUACUGAAGUGGUAGAUAGGACAUGUUCACCCCGCGAACACGUGCUAUUGGGCCGGGCUGGAGGGCCAGAUGGACCCUGGGGAAUAGGUACCCCUCGAAUGGAACGGAAACGAAGCAUCAGUGCCCAGCAGCGUCUAGUGUCUGAACUGAUUGACUGUGAACAGGAAUAUAUAACCACCCUGAAUGAGCCAGUGCCACCGCCUGGGCCUGAGCUAACUCCUGGGCUUCGCUGCACCUGGGCUGCAGCCCUGAGUGUCCGAGAGAGGCUUCGCAGCUUCCACGGGACCCACUUUCUACAAGAGCUUCAGGGCUGCACCGCCCACCCUCUGCGCAUUGGGGCCUGCUUCCUCCGCCAUGGGGACCAGUUCAACCUCUAUGCACAGUUCGUGAAGCACAGGCAUAAACUGGAGAGUGGUCUGACUGCGCUCACCCCCUCGGUCAAGGGUUCUAUGGAGGGCAGCCCUUGCUUGCCCCGGGCCCUGCAGCAGCCUCUGGAACAGCUAGCUCGGUACGCACAGCUCCUGGAGGAGCUCCUGAGGGAAGCUGGGCCUGAGCUAAGCUCCGAACGCCAGGCCCUCAGGGCUGCUGUACAGCUGCUCCAGGAACAAGAGGCCCGAGGCAGAGAUCUGCUCGCUGUGGAAGCUGUGCGAGGCUGUGAGAUAGAUCUGAGAGAACAGGGACAGCUCCUGCAUCGGGACCCUUUCACUGUCAUCUGUGGCCGGAAAAAGUGCCUACGCCAUGUCUUUCUCUUCGAGGACCUGCUCUUAUUCAGCAAGUCGAAGGGUUCUGAAGGAGGAUCCGAGACCUUUGUUUACAAGCAGGCUUUCAAGACCGCUGACAUGGGGCUGACAGAAAACAUCGGGGACAGCGGACUCUGUUUCGAACUGUGGUUUCGGCGACGGCGUGCACGAGAAGCAUACACUUUGCAGGCCACUUCGCCAGAGACUAAACUCAAGUGGACAAGUUCUAUUGCCCAGCUUCUGUGGAGACAGGCAGCCCACAACAAGGAGCUCCGAGUGCAGCAGAUGGUUUCCAUGGGCAUUGGGAAUAAACCUUUCCUGGACAUUAAAGCCCUUGGGGAACGGACACUGAGUGCCCUGCUCACUGGAAGAGCCGCCCGAACCCGGGCCUCCGUAGCCGUGUCAUCCUUUGAGCAUGCUGGCCCGUCCCUUCCCGGCCUCUCACCGGGAGCCUGCUCCCUGCCUGCCCGCGUCGAGGAGGAGGCCUGGGAUCUGGACGUCAAGCAGAUUUCCCUGGCCUCAGAAACACUUGACUCUUCUGGAGAUGUGUCCCCAGGACCAAGAAACAGUCCCAGCCUGCAGUCCCCCAACCCUGGGAGCAGUACUCCUGCUCUGAGCAGUGGCGGGAUCUUAGGGCUAUCCAGGCAGAGUCAUUCCCGAGCCCUGAGUGACCCCACCACGCCUCUGUGAACUAGGAACCAGAGUGACCCUGUUUGCUUGCCUUUAUGCACUGGGGACAGGGAAAUGUCCCUCUUGCUAUGCAACUGCACACCCCUGGGACACUGCUCUGAUGACAACCCACUAUUCUUCCCAGAAGACUCAUCUCGGCCAGGCUGAAUGGAAUUCCAUUCUGGGGUAUCACGGGAAAUGAAGUGUUCUAAGCCACUGAAGGAGAUGGGGUGGGCAUUGCAGACUUUAUAUGUAAUUACUGUUAUUAUACUAUUUACAUUAAAUGUAUUUACUCUCACUUUGACUCCCAGGAGCCAGCGCAGGCCUCUGGAUUAAGGUGUUUGAACUGACUUCAGUACUUCUCUAUAACCACUAAGUAGGAUUCAGAAGAUAAAACCAAGGCCAGAAAGUAGCUGUCCCUCCCCUUGCUGGCCCAACACUGACAGUCUGUGAGUGUGGGAGAAUGCCUCCCCCUCACAGGCUCUAGGAAGCUCAACGAACUCUGAAGUUCCUCCUCCAUUUUGCACCCACUCCUUGAGGCUGAGACGGUCAGAUGGGCCCAGCACAGUGCAGUAGUUAUCUAGUGAUGUCCGCAGGCCGCAGUGCAAGAGAACCCAAGGCUAUUUAUUACCAAUGCUAAUUCUUGGGGCCACAUCCAGGGUCACUGAAUCCGAAGUCUGGGCGGAAAGCAAAGCUUUGCAUCUGUAUCAAACUCAUUGCCCAGGAACAGUGAAACACAGGCAGACACGCAGACACGCAGGGCCUUGUGCCUCAAGACACCUGUUUAUUGGGGACAUGACUCUUCAACAGGGGUGACAGGAAUCGUACCAAAAAUAGCAACGUCUACAGGGCCCCUGACAGGGCUAGAAGGGUACAGUGCCCCCCACCCCCACCCCUUAUACAAAAAUAAACUCUCAUGCCUAUGGACCAGCAGAAACUGGCAGAGUGGCUCCUUAACAGCAGCACAUCCUCUACCAGCCCUAGGACCCCGUUCUUUGACCCUCACCUCUGCCACGUCUAAGGCACUGUGACUCCUCUGGGCUGGGUGGGUAUUGCUUGCCCACUCUCCUUCACCCACUGCCCACUUUACCUCUUGGUCCACCUUGGGCUGGGAUACGGGUCCCACACUGCUCCCUGCUGGCUGCUCUACCCAACUACCUCUAGCACUCCCCGCUCCCGCGGGGUAAGCUUACUACACUAAUCACUCCUAAGAGGGCUCCCUACCGUUCUUGACCCCCAAGACCUGCCUCUCCGGAUCUAGACAGCCCUGGGCUGCCCUCCUCUUCUAGUGGAGGACUGGGAGGGGUCUCCCCUGACGGUGCCCGGACAUAGGGUGGAGAUGUGUCAGCACGGGGCUGCCGGCGGCCCCGUGCACGACGGCUGUGGUGUACUUGCAGAUGCAAGGCCAUGAGCUCAGGAGCUCCAGUGGCAAAGGGGCAGAA
This is a messenger RNA of Rattus norvegicus (Norway rat), 6118 nucleotides long. RefSeq names its product Rho guanine nucleotide exchange factor 40 (gene Arhgef40). The coding region runs from base 147 to 4697 and encodes 1516 amino acids. The record is from RefSeq and is marked validated. The transcript has 24 exons. Lineage: Eukaryota; Metazoa; Chordata; Mammalia; Rodentia; Muridae. Gene Ontology annotation, molecular function: guanyl-nucleotide exchange factor activity.